Molecule: messenger RNA, 1386 nt
Organism: Radiomyces spectabilis
Lineage: Eukaryota; Fungi; Mucoromycota; Mucoromycetes; Mucorales; Radiomycetaceae
Exons: 2
Coding region: 1-1386 (461 amino acids)
Biological process (GO): intracellular protein localization
Cellular component (GO): plasma membrane
Source: RefSeq, a predicted model, not a curated record
AUGAACUUCAACCAAGACAACGCAACGAGGCCGUCGUCGUUGCUCCAGCAACAGAGUACCUUGUCGGCUUACGCCAAAAUUCUCGACGACAGCCCCGGAGACUCCCCAAAACGUCAGUGGAGUAUCCGCCAAGCCAACAGUCGUCUUCAUUCCCAUGGGCUCGAAUCAGCUCUGAGGAGCGAUCUUGACUUGCAGAUGCAAGAGAAAAAUCACCCGAUCCCAUUGCAUGAUCUGCAUCGUUCAUCGUCCCACCGUCACUCCAACAACCCGUACCUGAGCCAACCGGAUUUGGAACCUCCCAAUCGCACCCCCACUUAUCGCCGACUUCAUCACAAAACCUACGGUUACCAAGAUCCCUUUGCCGUGGCGCCUAUGGAAGCGUGGCAGGAGAUCAAGGACUACAAUCUGCGGGUGAACGGAUUACCGACCCUGGAUCAGAUGAUACGUCUCAACACCUUGAGUCCUUUGACUCAGUCGAAUUUUGCCACGUUCCUGAGACAUCGAGGAGCGCAACAAAAUCUCAAUUUCUUAAUGGAAGUCGAAACCCACGAAAAACUGUGGCAAGCCUUUCAAAAUGCACUGCAACGUCGACAAACCACGUCCGGCAGCGAACGACUGUCCCAGUUUCUGGCCAGUGUGGAAAAAACCGAGGAAUUACCGCGCAGUCCUACGCAACAUACCAUGUACUUUGAGACUCCCGACACGGACAGCUUAAUGAUGCAGCCACCACUGACGCCUCGUCACAUGGAACUCACUUACGCUUCACGUACCCCGGGAAAAUCGCUCAGUCGGCAUGAUCUCGUCCAGAAUGCUACGCGCAUCUAUCGGACUUUUUGCAGUGCUCUCGACGCCGCGCAGCCCAUCCAUCUACCCAACGAUCACCGAGCCGCGCUCGACGAUCUGAUCGAAAAGCAUCAACGCCCGGAACCCAUCGUCUUCGAUUCGGCUCGAUCCCAUGUCUUUGAAAUCCUCAACGUUUUUUAUUAUCCUCAAUUUGUGGAUCGCAUUCUUUACACCAACAUUGUCUCCACGACGGCCAAGCUGUUGAUGAUCAUUGCCUUGCUCAUGCUGGUGCUGGGCUUUGCUCUUGAACUAGGCUUGAUUUUCACCGCCUCAGGUACCAUGGCGACGCGAUGGUGGGGAUUACUGCCUUUUCUGAUUGGCUGGUCCACGUUGAUAACGAGUAUUACCGAAUUUGCAUGGUGGCUCGCUUUCACGACGAAAAGCGAAGUGAGUUUUCUUAUUUUCGUUCAGGUCCAGGACAAGACUGUUCAGCGAAUUCACAAGAGACGAGGGAUUCUGUGGUUGCUUGCAGGUCUGUUUAUCGCUUUUGUCACCACCCUCAUUUUCGUCUUUAUCCCCUCACACCGUUUGCACGCCCCAUAA